Molecule: messenger RNA, 423 nt
Organism: Theobroma cacao (cacao)
Lineage: Eukaryota; Viridiplantae; Streptophyta; Magnoliopsida; Malvales; Malvaceae
Molecular function (GO): zinc ion binding
Source: RefSeq, a predicted model, not a curated record
AUGCCCCUUAGCCCUUGGGUUGCUAGGCAGUUGAGCAAACGGUUCAAUGAUGCACAUUGCUUUGUAGUUGAACCUAUUAAUCGAAUGGAGUUCAAAGUUAAAGACGGGAAGAUGGAUAGACUUGUAAACCUAUCCAAGAAGACGUGUUCAUGUUGUGAGUUCCAAAUAGAUUUAUUGCCAUACAGCCAUGCCUUUGCAACAAUAAGUAAAUGCAAACGUGAAGCUGUUGAAUUCUACGUUGAUUACUACAAAACAACCGUUUUGAUGGAAGGUUAUGCGGGGUCCAUUCGCUCGAUAGGGCAUCCUAGUGAGUGGGACACCCCCCCUCAUGUGAAACAAUUUGUCGUGUUGCCAUCACCUUGGCGAGGCCAAGCGAGAAAUCCUAGGAGGAGAAGGAUUCCAUCGGCUGGUAAAGGCAGUUGA